Molecule: messenger RNA, 333 nt
Organism: Eruca vesicaria subsp. sativa (arugula)
Lineage: Eukaryota; Viridiplantae; Streptophyta; Magnoliopsida; Brassicales; Brassicaceae
Source: the annotation of a GenBank genome assembly
AUGUGUCGAGUGGAGGGUUCUGCUUCUGAGGCAGAAGCAAUAGAUAGAGACGAGAUCCCCGGUGAUGUGGAUAAAGAGAGUGAUGUGUUUGAGAUUCAUGUAGUAGAAGAUGAGAAAUUGAUAACAAAGGGAGAUGAGAUCAAAAUGUUGAAAGCUAGACUCUAUGAUAUGGAGAAAGAACAUGAAUCACUAGGCAAAGAAAACGUGAGCUUAAAGAAACAGUUAAGUGAGAUGUUUAACGUGAAAGCUAAUGAAGAUGAGAUGGCUCUAGAGGUGAGUCGGAUUGGAGAAGAGUUGGAAAAAAGCAGAGCAAAGACCGCUCACUUAAAAUAG